CUUCUUCCAACCACCACCAUCUCCACUCAACAGCCACUGCUCCUCAAGGCGAGAUACCGUCUUUCGUCUCCAUUUUGCCCCCAAUUUUCUUUGGCAAACUACAGCGAAGAUUCUUUUUUGCCUAGCAACUCACCCCAUAUUGAAGCUUGUAUCAAUCAACCUCACCCUUGAACAUAUUUUCGAUUCGCAGCCAUGUCGCAAGCAUCGAGUGCUGUAGCAGCCUCCUCAUCCAACAACAAUGAAUCGUGGAAAAGCGGUCUCCGCCCACCACCAAAAGAUGUACGCCCUCAAACUGAAGAUGUCACCGCUACAAAGGGCCUCGAAUUUGAAGACAUGUUCCUUCGUCGAGAACUCCUCAUGGGCAUUUUUGAAACCGGUUUCGAGAAGCCCUCACCCAUCCAAGAGGAAGCUAUUCCCAUUGCUCUCACCAAACGUGACGUCCUUGCUCGAGCAAAGAACGGCACGGGUAAAACGGCCGCUUUUGUUAUUCCUUCACUGCAACAAAUCGAUACCUCCAAGCCCAAGAUCCAAGCCCUGCUUCUCGUUCCGACACGAGAGCUGGCGCUGCAGACUUCGCAGGUGUGCAAACACCUGGGCAAACACAUGGGCGUGAACGUAAUGGUGACUACGGGAGGAACCACCUUGAAGGACGAUAUCAUGCGAUUAUCCGAAGCCGUGCACGUUCUCGUUGGUACCCCCGGUCGUAUCUUGGACCUUGCAGGCAAGAACGUGGCAGACUUGAGCGAAUGUCCUGUCUUUGUGAUGGACGAAGCUGAUAAGCUACUUUCGCCUGAGUUCUCGCCCGUUAUGGAGCAGCUAUUGUCGUACCUGCCUGAAGAACGUCAAGUAAUGCUGUUUAGCGCAACUUUCCCAAUGAUUGUGAAGGACUUCAAGGACAAACACAUGCGGACCCCCUACGAGAUCAACCUCAUGGACGAACUCACUCUUCGCGGUGUCACGCAGUACUACGCCUAUGUCGAGGAGCGACAGAAGGUCCACUGCUUGAACACCCUCUUCUCCAAGCUUCAAAUCAAUCAGUCAAUUAUCUUCUGUAACUCCACUAACCGCGUCGAAUUGCUCGCGAAGAAAGUCACCGACUUAGGCUACUCCUGCUUCUACUCACACGCCAAAAUGCUCCAAUCGCAUCGUAACCGCGUCUUCCAUGACUUCCGCAAUGGCGUCUGCCGCAAUCUAGUCUGUUCUGACCUUCUCACGCGUGGUAUCGAUAUUCAAGCUGUCAACGUUGUCAUUAACUUCGAUUUCCCGAAAAACUCCGAGACGUACCUCCACCGUAUUGGUCGUUCUGGGCGAUUUGGACAUCUGGGUCUGGCCAUCAAUUUGGUGACCUAUGAGGAUCGGUUCAACUUGUAUAAGAUUGAGCAGGAGCUGGGCACUGAGAUUCAGCCCAUCCCGCAGACUAUUGACAGAGGAUUGUAUGUUGCGCCGGCUGCUCCCGAGGAGAACAACAAGCAGCAGGCGAAGCAGAACGGUACAGCUGUUGCACAGACGCAGCAGCAGACGAGGCCCGUAUAUCAGGGCGGGCGAUGAGUGCGUUCAGAGAUGGGGUCGGAGGUUGUAGAGGAGGGAGGUGCCCAACCAAUCAUUCAGCUCAAACACUGCAUCAUUUUCACGGCCGCAAGAGUAUUCCUUUGUGAUAUAUUAUCGACCCAACCAAGUCGGAUAAACCAUUCACCCAUUCCCAUUCAUUAUUGCCACAUUCCGUCUUGCCUCUGCUUUUGGCUUCGGUAUUUUAUUCUCCUCCUCCCCUACUGUGGCUCGCUCGUAUACUCACUUCAGUUUCAUCGGCCUCUCAAUGAUCUAUACGUUACUACCCACGACAGCUAUUAUCUCGUGCUCUUGUGGUCGUCGGUCUUGUUGCAUAUGUUAGUUGGAUGAUUUGGUUGGGUUGUUGGUGUGUUUGUGGCGGAGAUGAUGCCUUUUUACUGUAGUUUCCGGGAACUUGUGCGAUGUUCAAUGCGAAGCUGGUGU
Messenger RNA from Desarmillaria tabescens, 1989 nucleotides. RefSeq names its product eukaryotic translation initiation factor 4A-like protein. Gene Ontology annotation, cellular component: cytoplasmic stress granule; P-body. NCBI's taxonomy places the organism in Eukaryota, Fungi, Basidiomycota, Agaricomycetes, Agaricales, Physalacriaceae. Gene Ontology annotation, biological process: cytoplasmic stress granule assembly; P-body assembly; negative regulation of translation. The record is from RefSeq and is a predicted model, not a curated record. Bases 193 to 1548 code for a protein of 451 amino acids. Gene Ontology annotation, molecular function: mRNA binding; RNA helicase activity; ATP binding. The transcript has 5 exons.